Molecule: messenger RNA, 1899 nt
Organism: Pseudophryne corroboree (corroboree frog)
Lineage: Eukaryota; Metazoa; Chordata; Amphibia; Anura; Myobatrachidae
Product: cytochrome P450 2F2-like
Exons: 11
Coding region: 305-1771 (488 amino acids)
Biological process (GO): epoxygenase P450 pathway; xenobiotic metabolic process
Cellular component (GO): intracellular membrane-bounded organelle; cytoplasm
Molecular function (GO): iron ion binding; oxidoreductase activity, acting on paired donors, with incorporation or reduction of molecular oxygen, reduced flavin or flavoprotein as one donor, and incorporation of one atom of oxygen; heme binding
Source: RefSeq, a predicted model, not a curated record
CCUGAGGACAGUUGUCUGGCUGAAGAGAGGACAAGUGGAGGCACCAGAUUUACAGUUGGGCCGACUUCAAAUCCCGCCUGAAGGGCAAGAGGUCUGCGGAGUGGAAUGCCUCGAGGGCUACAGGGGGAGGACCAGCUGCCACUGUGGAGUAAACAGAUCUGGAGGAGAUGGCGAUGGACUGUGUCAGUUAUGAGGAGGGGUUAGGGGUGUCUCAUAUGGACACGGACCUGCCUGAAAUACUGACGGCACAUGACUUGCCAGGUGUGGAACAACACAUUUGCCUCCUUCUAAUACUGACAGGACCAUGAUCAUCUUCUCAGCGCUGUCCCUGGCGGCCUUCUUUCUCCUCUCACUCCUCUUCUUCCUCUCUAUCUGGAGAAAGCAGAAGAAAUACCAGUUCCUACCCCCAGGACCAGCUCCGCUCCCUCUUCUGGGGACCCCCAAAUAUGUUGGAGUCCAUAAUGCCUGCAAAUACUAUCCAGAGCUCCAUAAGAAGUUCGGUCCCAUAUUCACCGUCUGGAAACUGACGCGCCCUGUGGUGGUUCUCUGCGGCUUUGAGGUGGUGAAAGACGCUCUGGUGAAUCACGGCGAUGAGUUUAGCGGGCGCCCGUUCUUUCCAGUGUAUGAUCGCUACUCUGGAGGAUACAAUUUUGGCCGGCUGCGCAGAUUCACAAUAGCCUCACUCAGGAAUUUUGGGAUGGGGAAGACGGUCAUGGAAAAACGGGUGUUGGAGGAGUCCCAGAGUCUCAUCCAAGCUGUGUCACAGACAGGAGGGAAGCCCUUCAACCCUAUUACCCUCCUGGCCUGCGCUGUAGCAAACGUCACCAGCUACGCGCUGAUGGGGGAGCACUUUUACUACGAGGAUCCAAAGUUACAGGAACUUAUUAUAACUACAAGAAAGUUUGCUCUGAUUUCUCACAACCCUUUACAUGAGUUUGUAAACAAGUUCCCGAUUCUCAUGGAUGUACCAAUUCUCAAGCAGAAACUCUUCAAAGAGAGCUCGGAGCUAAAAUCAUUUGUCAAAAAAUACAUUGAGCAACACAAGAAGACGCUAAGUCCUGGGUCACCCAGAGACUUCAUCGACUACUUCCUGGAGAAGAUAAAAGAGGAGGAACAUUUGCCGGGGAGUCAUUUCUGUGAUAACAGCCUUAUAAUGACAGUCACUAUGCUGCUCGCAGCUGGAAUGGAAACCACAAGUUCUACCUUGAAAUUCUGUCUGGUAGUGGCCAGCAAUUACCCAGAUGUGCAAAGGAAAGUCCAGCAGGAGAUUGAUGAAGUGACAGAGUCGCAGCGCCCACCUGGGAUUAUGGACCGGGCACAGAUGCCGUACACUAACGCCGUGGUGCAUGAGAUACAGAGGAUCUUUGACCUAGCACCUACAGCUCAUUACCACGCGGUGACCAAGGACACUCAGUUCCGAGGGUAUACUCUCCCUAAGGGAACAAUAGUGACCCCGUUCCUUACAUCAGUGCUCUCUGACCCCACCCAGUGGGAGACCCCCAAUGAGUUCAACCCGGGGCACUUUCUUGAUGACAAAGGGCAGUUCCGCACAAGACCAGCAUUUAUGGCGUUUUCAGCAGGGAAACGUAUCUGUGCUGGAGAGAGCCUGGCUCGUAUGAAGCUCUUCCUGCUCUUCUCUGCGCUGCUCCAGAAUUUCACCUUCUCCCAGCCCCCUGGAAUCCCGCACCAGGACUGUAAGCAGCUGCAACAGAACAAGUCAAACCAUCAUUUCUCCCAGCUCUGCGCUACACCGCGCUCCCUGUCACCCUAGGGACCUCUAUGCCUUGCCCAAAGAGCAAGCACUCUACAGACACCAGGCAUGUGAUGUCACUCAGGUGGCCAAGAAGAGUCUUCCUCAGCUCCUGUGUUUUUAGGACACACUAUAUUAUACUAACACCA